AUGCCGCGGCGAAAAGGGAGUGAUGUGGUUCGAAAUCGCCAGUGUCUCACAGAAGAGGAAGCAAGAGGAGAAGGAGAAGCUAAUGUGGAGCAACAAGAACCACAGGUUCAAGAUCUGAAUCCGGAUCCGUCUAGUUAUUUUGGGAUGAAUCUUGCGGCGGCAUUGGCGGCGGAGCGUCAGAUGAGAGGUUCGGAGGAAACUGGCGGCAGUGAAAGAGCGACACCGUGGAGAGUUUCAUUAAUGAAACUGUUAGAGGAAACGGAAGGGAAUGUGUGCGCCGCGAAGAAGAUGAGAGGAGAAGGAAUUCGUGUUCUCAAGUAG
Molecule: messenger RNA, 321 nt
Organism: Vicia faba (fava bean)
Lineage: Eukaryota; Viridiplantae; Streptophyta; Magnoliopsida; Fabales; Fabaceae
Source: the annotation of a GenBank genome assembly